GGAGAAGUCAUGACGUCACUGGUGGGUUCGGUACUGUUGGGCAACUGCAUUGUAUCCGGAUUUAUCGCUUCCAUAUUAUGUGACAAGCUGGGUUGUCGUCAGACAUGUGCUCUAGGCGCUGUGUUCACUGCAGCUGGACUUGGCGCAAGCUUCUUUGCCAAAAGCUGUGCGUUCCUCAUAGCCUCGUUCGGCAUAGUUACAGGUGCUGGCCUGAUUAUCAGUUACCUUGCCGUCCAGGUCAGUGUGGCCUACUACUUUCAGGAGAGACGACCAUUCGCCAUGGCCUUUAUUCAGGUGGGGUCCAGCGUCGGACAGGUGGUCGUCGCUCCACUUACACACUAUUUUGUGGAUGAAUACACCUGGCGAGGAGCCAUGUUGUUACUGUCUGCUAUCAGUUUACACCUGUUGGUAGUGGCAGCUUUACUGCGGCCUCACAGAAAAGAGCACCUUCAUAAGAAACUUAAAACUGGCGUCCUGUUCGACUUUACGGUGCUGAAGAACGUGUCUCUCUUACUUAUAAUGCUGAACGCUGCGUUGAUGAAUGUGGUUCUUGGGUUAUUACUGUUCCACCUUCCCGCUUAUGCAGUGUCCUCAGGAACGUCCGUUCACAAAGUUUCAUUGCUUCUUUCUCUCAUAGGAUUUACAGGUCUUUUCCUACGGCCUCUCUUUGGAGCAGCCAUGAAUCAUCCGGAUGUUGACAUGUGGACUGUUUUCAGCAUUUCACAAACGCUAGUUGGUGUCAUAAUGAUCAUAUCUCCGAUUUUUAUGACCGAUUUUUCUGGACAAGUGAUAUUUGUUUUGAUUUUCGGCACCUACACCACUCCUUAUUUCGCCGGAUUUGCAGCCAUGACGUUAGAGUGUGUGGAGUCCAAACACCAAGGGGCAGCACUGGCACUCUUCCAGUCUGGAUCAGGUGUCGGAUUACUCCUAGGACCUUUCAUUGGAGGUUGGGUGUAUUCUUUGACAGGGUCCUAUGCAUCAGGCGUGCAAUUUGCAGGCGGUUGCCUCCUGGUCAAUACUGUCGUCAUGUUUGCGUUGAAGCUUUCAUCUGGCAAGAAUUCCACAGAGAAAAUGGCAGAAGUAGGCAAACUGGAUCACGUGACUUCUGGCCGCGCCAAUUAUUGCCCGAGUGAACCCAUUGGCUCCACUGAGAAUGUUGAUUUUAGAAAUUCUCUAUGAAUGGUUAUUAUGAAAAUCAAGUAACGUAAGAAAGCUUUUGUGUCUGGAACAAACAACGGAUGCCUUAAGCAGUCGGUCUGGCAGACGUGUUUCCACAUGGCAGCUGUCAGUCAAUGAGUAAUGUGUUCACUGGUAGCCCGGAGAUGCCCAUAAAGACGUCAAAUAUGACUAGUUCUAUGUCCAAGCAACGUCUGGGAGUAAGAUAGUUUUA
Messenger RNA from Lingula anatina, 1390 nucleotides. Its product is annotated as monocarboxylate transporter 13-like. The record is from RefSeq and is a predicted model, not a curated record. Lineage: Eukaryota; Metazoa; Brachiopoda; Lingulata; Lingulida; Lingulidae. Gene Ontology annotation, biological process: monocarboxylic acid transport; transmembrane transport. Gene Ontology annotation, molecular function: monocarboxylic acid transmembrane transporter activity.